This is a messenger RNA of Anolis sagrei ordinatus, 1912 nucleotides long. RefSeq names its product olfactory receptor 5V1-like. Gene Ontology annotation, biological process: G protein-coupled receptor signaling pathway. The record is from RefSeq and is a predicted model, not a curated record. Gene Ontology annotation, molecular function: G protein-coupled receptor activity; olfactory receptor activity; odorant binding. Lineage: Eukaryota; Metazoa; Chordata; Lepidosauria; Squamata; Anolidae. Gene Ontology annotation, cellular component: membrane.
AUAUGCAAAUAUAAUUCAAUUGUGAUGGAUUCGAGGUGCACGGGUACAUAAUCUUGAAGUUCCAUGGCUUCAUCUUAUGAAAGCCUGAAAUUUAGUUGAGGUACCACAGAAGUUGUAGUCUGUAUUGCUGAAAUACUAAUAUGGAAGAACAUAGAAUCCCAUAUUAAGACUCUCUAAUGUGGAAUUCUAAGGACUUCACAAACCUACAAAUCACAGAAGUUGGAGCCAUGGGACUCAAGAGUUGUACGGCAAAGCUAAACUGUGUCCUGUCUUAGGUCCUACAAUGUAUGUGGUGUAUUUGUUGGAAAUUAGAGACAACUGUGUCAUUCAAGCAUAUGUUGGAGAUGAGAAGGGAUCUUGUCAUCAAAUCACAUUAAACAGGAAAUUUAUACGAAAUGAGGUGGGAGGCAAAUGAUUACAAGGACUUAUGCCUAAUUAUGAUGUAAUUUUGUGCACCAUUCCUCUGUUUUUCCUUCUUUAAACCUCUUUCCCAAUUCAGAUAUAAGACAUGGAGCUGGUCCAAAAUCAAACUGUGAGUCCUGAAUUUGUCUUCCUAGGUUUCUCCAGCUUCCCUGAGCCCCACCUCGUGUUCUUUCUCAUAUUUUUCACUGUAUAUCUCACUGCUUUGCUUGGCAAUGGGCUUAUCUUGACCACGGCAUGGCUGGAUUCUGGGCUGCACUCACCCAUGUACUACUUCAUCCGACACUUGUCUUUCCUGGAUAUCUGCUACACUUCAGUCACGCUGCCCCACAUGCUAAAGAAUCUAGUGACUGAGAUAAAGACAAUAUCUAUUCAGAGCUGUCUAAUCCAGCUUUACUUCCUAGUGGCUUUUCUGGGCGUUGAGUGUCUCCUUUUGGCUGUAAUGGCAUACGACCGCUAUGUUGCUAUCUGCCACCCUCUUACAUAUGUUCUCUUCAUGAACAAGAAGCUGUGCACAGGGUUGGUGGCAACCUCCUGGGCCUGUGGCUUCCUCAAUGCCAUGCUACACACCACCAUGACUGCUCAGCUGCCCUUCUGUGCUUCUCAUGAAAUUGAAAAUGUAUUCUGUGACAUUCCACAGCUUCUCAAACUGUCUUGCCAGGACACGUUCUUGAACCAAAUCACAUUGUUGGUAGUCACCUUGCUGCUUGGUGUCAGUCCUUUUCUAUGCAUUAUGGCUUUCUACAUCCACAUUGUGGGGGCAAUCCUGAGGAUCCACACCACCCAGGGCCGCCAUAAAGCAUUUUCUACUUGUUCCUCGCACCUGAUAGUUGUCACCAUCUUCUACAGCACCUGCAUGUUCAAUUAUAACCGACCCAGCUCUUGGCAUUCGGUAAUGAUAGACACCUUGGCAUCUGUGCUCUAUAAUGUUGUGACCCCAGCACUGAACCCAAUCAUCUUUUCUCUGCGGAAUAAAGAGAUGAAGGAAGGUCUGAAGCAUAUACUCAAACCCCAAAUGUCAUUUUCCCUCUAAUGCUAGCUUAGUAAUCAAAUCCCAUGCGUUACCUGUCAAUCAGCAAGAGUAAAUUUUAAUACAGUCUGUACUAUUAAAUUUGUUAUUAAAUGUGCUUAAAUGUAAUCGGUGGUUGUUAUUUUGGAGGUGAAGUUCACUCCCUUUGCUUAGUGUCUUUCUUCAGCUGUAUGGCAGAAUACUCAAAUCCAUGGCCUUAAAAAUAAGUAAUAAAAAAUUGGUGGUUUCUCUCAUCUUCUGCUAUGUAUGGCUCAAUGCUAUAGAAUCAUCAAAGUUAUAGUUUUGUAAGAUCUUUAGCUUUCCCUGCCAAAGAGUGCUGAUGCCUCACCAAACUACAUACUCCAGGAUCCCAUAGCAUUGAGCCAUCAUAGUUAAAUUGGUGUCAAAUUGCUUUAAGGACCUCAUCACAUGAAGUCACUAAUGUGGGCAACAGUGGGGGUAAUCAGUCAUCCCAUACCUCGC